This is a messenger RNA of Siniperca chuatsi (mandarin fish), 958 nucleotides long. RefSeq names its product TP53 regulating kinase (gene tp53rk). Lineage: Eukaryota; Metazoa; Chordata; Actinopteri; Centrarchiformes; Sinipercidae. The transcript is spliced from 2 exons. The record is from RefSeq and is a predicted model, not a curated record. Gene Ontology annotation, biological process: protein phosphorylation. Gene Ontology annotation, molecular function: protein serine/threonine kinase activity; ATP binding. Bases 50 to 760 code for a protein of 236 amino acids. Gene Ontology annotation, cellular component: nucleus; cytosol; EKC/KEOPS complex.
GGAGCAGAGGAAGCAGUAAGACAGCAGACACUAGAAGACGGAAGUAAACAUGGCCCAGGAGAAGAGCAUGGCGGUUCCAGAGUUCCUCAGUAAAGCAGAGUUAAUAAAACAAGGAGCAGAAGCCCGGGUGUACCGGGCAGAGUUUCUGGGAAAGCCCACUAUUGUGAAAGAAAGGUUCCCGAAACGCUACAGACACCCAGUGCUGGACGAAAAGCUGACACACCGCAGGACGGUACAGGAGGUCCGCUCCAUACUGCGCUGCCGGAGAGCAGGCAUAUCUGCCCCUGUAGUCUAUUUUGUGGACUACACAUCCCACUGUAUUUUCUUGGAGGAAAUCGUGGGUUCCUCGACUGUGCGUGACCACAUCGCUUCCACUCAGCAGUCUGAUUCCUGUAAGGAGCCGGAACUGGAGCGGCUGGCUGAGAAGGUAGGCCAGAUCCUGGCCAGAAUGCACGAUGAGGACGUCAUCCAUGGAGACCUGACUACCUCCAACAUGCUACUGCGAUGCGGCCAGGAGGACGGGGAGUCCGACCUGGUCCUCAUCGACUUCGGCCUGAGUUACAUCUCUGCUCUGCCAGAGGAUAAGGGGGUGGACUUGUAUGUGCUGGAGAAGGCUUUCCUCAGUACCCACCCCAACACAGAGGCGCUGUUUGAGAAGCUACUGAAGAGCUACACUGCAUCAUCCAAGAAGUCGUCGGCCGUCAUUAAAAAACUUGACGAGGUUCGGUUGAGAGGGAGGAAGAGGUCGAUGGUGGGAUGAUGAUCCUUGCUGUGUACAGGGACAAGUCUAUCUGGAAAUUAUGUUUCUAAAAACAUGUUAGAAUUACAAAGCUGUUAUUGUGCAAAAAGACUGUUUGGAAAGUAUCAUUAUAAAAUAAAAAACUGUUUUGUAAGAAAACAGGAAGAAGUUUUCUCUUAAUGAAGGCCGAAAUAAUAAAAAAGAUGGACUUGGACAGAA